GUCACCCGCACAGCCGGAACGCCGGCGGGUUCUGCAGCAACGGCUCGGGAACUGCCGGCCUCCGCGUCCGCAGCGCCGCCGCCAGCCAGGCUGGAGCCGAGUCUGACUGACCCCAGCGUCUGCGCUCCCGCCGGCCACCGGGAACCAGCUCGUCCAGGAAGAAUGCAAGCAGAGAGGAGCAUCCAGAUUUUGGGCAACAGAUACAGGCAAACCCCCUUUUCGUACGAUGUCAAGCGAAACGUGUACAAUGAGGAGAAUUUCCAGCAGGAGCACAAGAGGAAGGCUCCCUCUUCCGGGAACGUGGACGUCAACAUCACCACCUUCAAGCACCAUGUCCAAUGCCGCUGCUCAUGGCACAAGUUCCUACGAUGCAUGCUUACGGUCUUUCCCUUCCUCGAGUGGAUGUGUUUGUAUCGAUUCAAGGACUGGCUUCUUGGAGACUUACUUGCUGGUUUAAGUGUUGGUCUUGUUCAAGUUCCCCAAGGCCUGACACUUAGUUUGCUGACGAGGCAGCUGAUCCCUCCCCUCAACGUGACUUAUGCUGCCUUCUGCUCUUCAGUCAUUUAUGUCAUAUUAGGAUCAUGUCAUCAAAUGUCCAUCGGCCCCUUCUUCCUCGUCAGUGCUCUCAUGAUCAACGUCCUGAAGGAGAGACCGUUCAACAACGGCCACCUGAUCAUGGGAACGUUUGUCAAGGAUGACUUUUCUCUCCCGACCUUCUACAUAAACUAUAACGGAUCCUUGAGCAUGGUGGCAAGCACAACUUUCCUGACUGGAAUUAUUCAGCUGUCAAUGGGUAUGUUGGGAAUGGGUUUCAUGGCCACAUACCUUCCAGAGGCCGCAAUCAGCGCUUACCUAGCUGCUGUGGCCCUACACAUCAUACUGGCCCAGAUGACAUGCGUCUUUGGGAUUAUGAUCAGUUUCCACGCUGGUCCCGUCUCCUUCUUCUACAACAUAAUUAACUACUGCGUAGCUCUCCCCAAAGCCAACUCCACCAGCAUCCUGCUGUUCCUCACCGCUGUGGUGGCUCUGAGAAUUAACAAGUGCAUCCGCAUUUCCUUCAACCGCUACCCCAUCGAGUUCCCCAUGGAGCUGUUUCUGAUCCUUGGCUUCUCCAUACUUACAAACAAGAUAAGCAUGGCUACAGAGAACAGCAAGAUGCUGGUCAACAUGAUCCCUUACAGCUUCGUGUUCCCCGAGACUCCAGAUUUCAGCAUUCUUACCAGAGUUAUUUUACAAGCCAUGUCUUUAUCUUUAGUGAGCUCCUUUCUGCUUGUAUCUCUGGGCAAGAAGAUUGCCAACUUCCAUAACUACAGAAUCAAUUCCAACCAGGAUUUAAUAGCCAUCGGCCUCUGCAACGUGGUCAGCUCCUUUUUCAGGUCUUGUGUGUUCACGGGUGCUAUGGCGAGGACUGUUAUCCAGGACAAAUCUGGAGGAAGACAGCAGUUUGCAUCUCUGGUAGGCGCAGGUGUGAUGGUGCUCCUGAUGGUGAAGAUGGGGAGCUUCUUCCACAAUAUGCCCAAUGCCGUGCUGGCGGGGAUCAUCCUGAGCAAUGUGAUACCCUACCUUGAAACCAUUUACAACUUGCCCAGUCUGUGGAGGCAGGACCAAUAUGACUGUGUGAGUACAGAUGUGGGAGACAUGAACAACCGUCUCUUCAUCCCAGACAGGGCACUGACACCAGAUCAAAACCGAUUCCACCGGCUCGCUGCCUGCUUCCCACAGAUUGGGAGCUGA
Molecule: messenger RNA, 1734 nt
Organism: Peromyscus eremicus (cactus mouse)
Lineage: Eukaryota; Metazoa; Chordata; Mammalia; Rodentia; Cricetidae
Gene: Slc26a8
Product: solute carrier family 26 member 8
Exons: 13
Coding region: 163-1734 (523 amino acids)
Biological process (GO): transmembrane transport
Cellular component (GO): membrane
Molecular function (GO): sulfate transmembrane transporter activity; oxalate transmembrane transporter activity; chloride transmembrane transporter activity
Source: RefSeq, a predicted model, not a curated record